Molecule: messenger RNA, 1026 nt
Organism: Erigeron canadensis
Lineage: Eukaryota; Viridiplantae; Streptophyta; Magnoliopsida; Asterales; Asteraceae
Product: auxin-induced in root cultures protein 12-like
Exons: 2
Coding region: 72-953 (293 amino acids)
Source: RefSeq, a predicted model, not a curated record
GCAAAUACCAAAGUUUUACUACAUCAAUUACUUUCGUUAUUAAUUAAACAGUUAUAAAGUUAAGUAAAGCCAUGAUUUGCCAUGACACAUCAAAACAACCUUUUCCAAUUCUAAGAUUCAAAAAGCUAUUUAUGUACCCUUUCUUCGUCAAAAACUUAUUUCCCACACCCCCCAAAAAAAAACCAACUCUCUCCAUAGCCAUGGCAUUUCACUUUCACCAAUCAACACUCUUUACCCUCCUACUAUCCCUCAUUUUCAUAACCACACCUUCACAUUCUCUCAACUGUUCUUCACAAAAACUUGCAAACAAUCUCUACACAAACUGCACAAAUCUCCCAACACUUGACUCAUCUCUCCAUUGGACUCACGACACAAAAACAUCGACUCUUGUUAUCGCAUUUGUCGCGCCUCCUGCUAAGCCCAACGGAUGGAUCGCUUGGGCUAUUAACCCAACACAACAUGGCAUGGCUGGUUCACAAGCCUUGAUUGCUUUUAAAAACUCAAAUGGGUCGAUGAAUGUCAAGACUUAUAACAUUAGUUCGUAUUCUGAUAUUGUUGAAGGUAAGAUUGCGUUUGAUGUGACGGAUUUGAAAGCAGAGUAUAGCGGUGGGUCCAUGAAGAUCUACGCCACUUUGAAGUUGCCAAAGGAAAUGACUCAGGUGAAUCAUGUAUGGCAAGUGGGGAGUGAAGUAAUGGAAGGAAUGCCGGCAAAACAUGAGUUUCAGCCAGCAAAUUUGAAGGCAAUGGGAAAGCUGCAACUGAAAAUGGUAGAGAAAGCAAAGAGUAGUAGUAAUGAUACAACAACAGCUACAAACACUACUACAGGUACAAGUGUUGGAAGUCCUGUUAUUGCCCCAAGUCCAAGCCCUAACAACACUAAUGAGGGUUACAGAAAUAGAUCAAUUAUGUAUGUAUUUUUUGUGCUUAUUGUUGGGGCUUUGAUCUCAAAUUAAUUAUAAGAUGAAUGUAACAAUCAAACAUUAUUGGGUUAUAUUAUUGUCUAUCCAUUCACUCGGUUUGAGUUUA